Molecule: messenger RNA, 7767 nt
Organism: Oncorhynchus nerka (sockeye salmon)
Lineage: Eukaryota; Metazoa; Chordata; Actinopteri; Salmoniformes; Salmonidae
Product: mucin-2-like
Exons: 42
Coding region: 53-7309 (2418 amino acids)
Cellular component (GO): extracellular matrix
Molecular function (GO): protein binding
Source: RefSeq, a predicted model, not a curated record
UCACACUGUCUCUCUCUCUCCGUCUCUCAUUAAGACUGGUGAGCUAGGCAGCAUGGUUCCUCCAGGGUGGACUCUGGUAGCUGUCUUACUUUCUCUUGUCUCAGUUCUAGGCCCAGUUGGUUCUGUUUCAACCUCUGAUAUCCAUCAAAAUGUGUGUAAGACCUUUGGCAGUGGAGUCGUCCAGAUGUUCAACGGAACCGUAUUCUACGUCCACUCCACCUGUCCCUUCACGCUGACACGUUUUACUCACAACCGGGUGGACUGUGACAUCACCGUGCGUCGAGGUGAAAACGGCCUGCUGGAAUAUGUCGAGAUCAACGUCAACAAGAUCCAGACCCGGAUUCUGUACAAUGGAACUAUCUUCGUCGAGCAGAGAAUGGUGUCCCUUCCCUACGACCACACCUAUCAACAUGUGUUCCAGUACGGUACCAACACCAAGCUGAGGAGCACUGUUCUACCUCUGUCUGUCAUCUGGAGCAGUGUGGGCGUGGGCAUCGACUCUCUCUGGGUGAAACUGGAGCAGGAGCUAGUCCCUGGAAUGACUGGACUCUGUGGACGACCAGAUAUACCAGAUGACCGUCAGCAAUUGAUUGCAAAGAGUGUUCAUUCAGAGGCCGGGUGCCAGACCAUGGACUCCCUCCGCGCUAAGAGCACGGUCUGUCAGACGUUCCUCUCCAACUACGUUGAAUGUCUGCAGGCUAACACAAGCAAAUACAUAAUUCUUUGUCAAGAGAAUAUUUACGGAUAUGAAAAAGAGCUUUAUGUAGGAUGUGCGUUCUUCAAAGAAAUUGGCCAUCGGUGUCAGACCAGCCAUGCUUGGAGGACCUUGACACAAUGUCCUGAGUUCAGUUGCCCAGGAGAACUACACUUUGAGGAGCAGGGUGAUGCGUUUGUUCCCACCUGUUCCAACCCAGCACCUAGAACCAAUGAUCAGGACAUCACCAGCACCUGUGUCUGCCCCCAAGGGCAGGUAUUGAACGAUCGAGCAGAGGGCCAUUACUGUGUAAGUGAGUCAGCCUGCCCGUGUGUGUACGCCGGGAGGAACUAUGCACCGAGGGAAGAACGCAGAACUAAAUGCCAGACCUGUAUGUGCAACAAUGGCAAGUGGAUAUGCUCUCAGAACAGCUGCCCUAGUAGGUGUGUGAUUGAAGGGCAGUUUGUGACCACGUUCGAUGGGAAACAGUAUACCCUUCCUGGUAAAUGCGCAUACAUGGCCUCGAAGGGUUUUAAUUGGACGAUAUCCAUACAUUUUUCUGAGACGACGUCCUCCAUCCAAAACGUGUUUCUUCAGAUUUACCAGAAUACCUACAGAUUCUCUCACAACAGUGUACAGUUUGAGAAAGAGGAAAUCCGAGAGCUACAUCAGUCAGACAACGCCAUGGUGUUCUGGCAGUCAUCCAUGUAUGUCCAGGUAUUGACAUCCUUUGGCAUGAAGAUGCAAGUACAGACGUCUCCAGACCUCCAGCUCUAUAUCACACUACCACAGAGUGAAGUAGGGAUGCCAGAAGGACUUUGUGGAAACUACAAUACCGAUACCACUGAUGAUUUCACCACAAGCAGUGGUAUCGUAGAAAAUGCAGCGGAACCGUUUGCGCUGUCCUGGAGUGUAGGGGACUGUCCUGUUAACAUACCUAAAGUCUGUAUCAACACCGACAACGAAAUAUUUGCAGACGAGAAGUGUCACACCUUGAGAGACCCCGGUGGGAUUUUCGCCAAGUGCUACGAUCAUGUGCCUACUGACAAUUACCACAAGGCUUGUAUCCAGAGAACGUGUACCUGUGGAACUGGGCUGCAGCAGUGUUUGUGUGUGGCCCUGGCAAAUUAUGCCAAAGCCUGUGCCAACCAGGGCAUCACAGUGGGUGACUGGAGAAGGGCCACCAACUGCACGGUACCGUGUGAGAACAAUCAGAGGUUUGACUACGAAAUGCAGGCGUGCAACAGCACCUGUCUCUCCCUAUCCCGGCCAGACCCCAGGUGUGGGGUGGAGGAUGCACCUGUGGAGGGCUGUGGCUGCCUGGAGGGCACUCAUCUGACCGGGGGGCUCACCUGUACCCCGAAGGCCCAGUGUCCAUGUCACCAUCAGGGAGGAGUCACACCACCAGGACCUGUUGCCAUCGAUGGACGACAGUGCAAAUGUGAGGAUGGAGAAUUGCUGUGCUCUGAAGAUUGUGGUUGCACCCAGGGGAAGGUUUGUGUGCAUUGCUCACAAUUUGCCAUAGAUACAGCUCAAAAAACAUGUGCCAGUCUGAGCAAACCAACAAGUGCUGUUCAGAAUUGUACAAGUGGCUGUUACUGUCCAGGGGGCCAGUUGGAAGACCAUAGGGGUGUGUGUGUGACUGUGGACAACUGCACCUGUCAGUACAGUGGCAAAGUGUUCAAAGCAGGACAGAGUGUCAAGACCAACUGUAGAACAUGCACCUGCCGCCAUGCCCAGUGGAGCUGUGUAGAUGAACCGUGCCCUGGUACAUGCCUGGUGUAUGGAAACGGACACUAUCAAACCUUUGACUCUAAAUGGUACCGCUACGAUGGGAACUGUCAGUACACAUUAGUGGAGGAUGGCUGUGGUAGGGAAGCUGGGUCGUUUUCUGUCAAAGUAGAGAGUGUCCCGUGCUGUGACGAGGCUCUGACCUGUUCCCGGACCAUCGUGUUAGACCUGCUGGGUAAUGUCACUCUGACUCUGAAUGAAAUGAAGGUGACGAGACGGCUCCAAGGGGGAUGGGCUUCUCUGGAGGCGGAGCCUCUGUACUCCACCCACACUGUGGGCCUCUACAUCAUGAUCUCAGUGCCUUCUAGAGGACUAACCCUCAUCUGGGACAAACACACCCAACUUACCGUCAUACUGGACGACCGUUGGAGGAACCGAGUGUGUGGACUUUGCGGGAACUUCGAUUCCAACGAGAUGAACGACCUGCAGAUAAGUGGGUCAUCGGUGGUGUCCAGCCCCCUCGCCUUCGGCAACAGCUGGAAGAUGGCCACACCCCCCUGCUCUGACGUGACCAAUGAGGUGUUUCCGUGCCAGCGCCACUCUUACUGCUCCGCCUGGGCCGAGAGACGCUGUAUGAUCCUCAGGGGAGACACCUUUAAGGACUGCCACUUGAAGGUGGACCCAGAGCCCUACUACCAGGCCUGUGUGUUGGAGUCGUGCUCCUGUGAGUUUGAGGGGAAGUUCUUGGGUUUCUGUACGUCCGUGGCGGCCUACGCUGAGGCCUGCAGUGACCAGGACGUGUGUGUCCGCUGGAGAACGCCAGACAUGUGCCCGGUAUACUGCGACUACUACAAUGAGCAGGGCCACAGUAGCUGGCACUACGAUCCCUGUGGACAGAUCAAGACCUGUGGCAAGAACAACCUCUUCACUGGCAAGCUGGAAGGCUGCUACCCGAGAUGCCCAGCAGAGGCUCCAUACUAUGAUGAGAACAGAAGGAGUUGCUCCACUUUGGACAACUGCACCUGUUAUUCCAACGAGACUACUGUUGAACCUGGUACAGUUAUCAGGAAACCCACUGAGAAAUGCACUUGUGAACAGGGACGUAUUAACUGUGGUCCUGAUCAAACCACCACACCUGAACCUACAACCACAGCUACACAACCCACUACUACAUAUGAACCUACAACCACAGCUACACAACCCACUACUACAUAUGAACCUACAACCACAGCUACACAACCCACUACUACAUAUGAACCUACAACCACAGCUACACAACCCACUACUACAUAUGAACCUACAACCACAGCUACACAACCCACUACUACAUAUGAACCUACAACCACAGCUACACAACCCACUACUACAUAUGAACCUACAACCACAGCUACACAACCCACUAUUACAUAUGAACCUACAACCACAGCUACACAACCCACUACUACAUAUGAACCUACAACCACAGCUACACAACCCACUACUACAUAUGAACCUACAACCACAGCUACACAACCCACUACUACAUAUGAACCUACAACCACAGCUACACAACCCACUACUACAUAUGAACCUACAACCACAGCUACACAACCCACUACUACAUAUGAACCUACAACCACAGCUACACAACCCACUACUACAUAUGAACCUACAACCACAGCUACACAACCCACUACUACAUAUGAACCUACAACCACAGCUACACAACCCACUACUACAUAUGAACCUACAACCACAGCUACACAACCCACUACUACAUAUGAACCUACAACCACAGCUACACAACCCACUACUACAUAUGAACCUACAACCACAGCUACACAACCCACUACUACAUAUGAACCUACAACCACAGCUACACAACCCACUACUACAUAUGAACCUACAACCACAGCUACACAACCCACUACUACAUAUGAACCUACAACCACAGCUACACAACCCACUACUACAUAUGAACCUACAACCACAGCUACACAACCCACUACUACAUAUGAACCUACAACCACAGCUACACAACCCACUACUACAUAUGAACCUACAACCACAGCUACACAACCCACUACUACAUAUGAACCUACAACCACAGCUACACAAUCAACUACAAUGAGAACUACACCUGAAGCUACAACAACUAUACUGACUACUACACCUGAACCUACAACCACACCUAAACAACCUACUACUACAUAUGAACCUACAACCACAGCUACACAAUCAACUACAAUGAGAACUACAACAACUAUACUGACUACUACACCUGAAUAUACAACCACACCUACACAACCGACUACAUAUGAACCUACAACCACAGCUACACAAUCAACUACAAUGAGAACUACACCUGAACCAACAACAACUAUACUGACUACUACACCUGAAUAUACAACCACACCUACACAACCGACUACAUAUGAACCUACAACCACAGCUACACAAUCAACUACAAUGAGAACUACACCUGAAGCUACAACAACUAUACUGAUUACAACACCUGAAUAUACAACCACACUUCAACAACCCACUACAACACCUGAACCUACAACCUCACCUAAACAACCCACAACAACAAGAACCCCACCUGAAUAUACGACCACACUAUUCCCAACGAUAGUUACAGGACCUACAAAUACUCACCAUAGUACAGGAGCUAUGGAUGGGUUGAGUACUACAGCCGGACAAACCACUACUGCAGAAGCAACCACAGCAUACAUUGAAACUACAACUAAAUUAGCAUCUACACAACCCACAACUACAUUCUCAUAUUCUACAACCAAAUAUGUUGAACCAACAUCUACAACCGAACCAACUUCUUCACAUACUGAAAUGACAACCGAACCAACUUCUUUCACUGAAAUGACAACCAAACCAACUCAUUUUACUGAAAUGACAACCAAACCAACAUCUGAAGGACCAUCGACUGAAGCUACAACCCUGUACACAAGUCAACCAACAACCUCCUCUACACGACCUCCCACUACCUCUGAAUCGACAACAUCUACGGGUCCAACAACAAUAUCUACAGAGUCUACAACACGUACAAUUUGUGAGUGUAGAGACCUGAAGAGGAACAAGAUAUGGGUGUGUGGAGAGAAGUGGACAGAAGACUGCUUCAAUAAGAUUUGUAAGGGUGGGAAGAUAGAGAUGACUUCGGUCACCUGUCCGAAUCCAGUUCGCCCCACCAUGUGCCCCAGGGGACAGAUGGUCAAUGUCUCAGACGGAUGCUGUAACUACUGGAAGUGUAAUUGUCGUUGUAACCUCUAUGGAGACCCUCACUACAUCUCCUUCCAGGGUGUGACCUUUGACUUCCUGGAUAAUUGUACAUACAUCCUGGUCAAGGAGAAAACGCUGCGUCACCAUCUGACUGUUAGCGUGGACAACUACUUCUGUAUUCCCGAGUUGGACGGCUCCUGUGCCAAAGGCAUCAUCCUGCAGUACCGGAACAACACGGCCACUGUCAGCAUCGUACCGGAUGAGUACAGGGUGAAGUCUACUCUGAACCAGAAGAACGUUGAGCCUCCCUAUGAGGAGAAUGGUAUCAGGUUUGAGACGACAGGCUAUAUGGUGUCUGUAUACAUCCCUGAGAUACGCUCACAUAUCUCUCUCACACCAUCCAACACUGUGACUGUCACCUUGGCCAUGGAGCAUUUCCUGAAUAACACCCAAGGACAAUGCGGUGUGUGCGGUGGGAGCUCUUGUGUGCGUAGAAGUGGGGAGACUGAAGCUGACAGCUGCUGUGAUAAGACCGCCUAUGACUGGAUCUAUGAGGACCCUCUGAAGCCUGAGUGUAGCGCUGCUCCCAGGGACAUCCCUUGCCAUCCUACAAACCACACUACCAGCUGUCCUGGCAGCCCCCUCUGUGACCUUCUCCAUCACCCAGUUUUUGCAGAUUGCAGUAGACGGGUGGAUCUGAGCCAGCUUGAAAAGAACUGUAGGUUUGAUUCGUGUGGUAGGAACGACGCGGCCUGUUCUCCUCUGGAGCAGGCUGCUGAGGAGUGUAAGAAAGCAGGCAUCUGUGUGAACUGGAGACAACUCACCAACGGGACCUGUGCUAUUGGGUGCCCAACAGGGAUGGCGUACAGAGAGUGCCAAGGUCAAUUGGAUGACUACUGUCACGGAGGAGUCCGUGUUCAAGGGAGAGUACAGGAGGAAGUUAAGGCUGGAUGUUUCUGUCUCAGAGGACAGUUCAGAGCUGAGGAGCACAAGACGAUCUGUGUGUCGGAGUGUCCCUACUGCAAGGGUCCACUGGGAGAACACAAGCAGCUUGGGGAGACAUGGCAGUCCAACUGCCAGGUGUGUACGUGUAGCAACCAAACCAAGACCGAGGAGUGUCAACCUAACCCCUCCCCUCCCCCGCCACCUCUCUGCAGUCAGAACUCAGUCCCGGUUACCGGCUGCUGUGGCAAACAGACUUGUGUUGAGAAGACGUGUAACUAUAAUGGAAGGACCUACAAAGUAGGAGACAGAUGGACAGACCUUGCCCUGCCUUGUGAGUCCUAUAGCUGUACCAGAGAAGGCAUUCAGACAGUGAGAAGGGUGUGUCCCCAUCAGAACUGCUCAGAGGAGGACAGAGUAUGGGACGAACAACAUUGCUGCUACACAUGUAACCAGACCUGUGCUACCAGGGUUUCUAGUGUGAACAUCACUGUAGACAACUGCACAGCAACACUACAGCUGCCCAUGUGUCAAGGCCAGUGUGGGACAGAGACAAGAUGGAUUGUUGCUCGCAGUGUUCUCCAACUGGAACAGAAGUGUGAGUGUUGCAGAGUGAGGAGUUAUGAGAGGAAGUCAAUGAAUCUGACCUGUACUGGGGGCUCCGUUAUGCCACACCUGUAUGCACAUGUUACCAGCUGCGAGUGCCAGAAGUGCAGUAUAUUGCAGUAAACAUUGCCUUGUGUUCUGAACGUAUAUACAUGCACACAAACCAAAGAAAAUCUAUAUUGAACUGUUAUUAAGAUGGUGAAAAUGUGCCAAAUCAAUGGUUUUUCUAGAUUCUGCAACCUUCUUAUAAUACUGUCUUGGUCGGUGUGUUGAGGGUAUACCCUACGGUACGUGCAGAACAGCGGCUUAAUGUUUCCUUGGUGUAAUAGGUUUUUCUAUAUUGCAUAUACUCUGUUCCAGUGCAGGAAGUGGACCAUUGUGUGUAGCAUAUCGUUGAUUGCGUAUGUAUUCCAUAGAUUUCACAUAGGAAAUCUUCUAAUGAUCAACCCAGCACUUUUACAGCUAAAUGACUGCGGCUCCAAUUUGAAAGUGAUUUUCUUAUUUUAUUGAAACGUUUAUUUCAAGAACUGUAACCACUUUGAUUUUGCUGAUUUAUUUUCAAUAAAGUACUGAAGCCUCUA